CUGGUGCUCGUUGGACGGGAGGAGGACGCCGAAGAGGAACUGAGGGCUCAGGCCAGGGCAGCAGGCCUGGAAGACGAGAUUGUCUUUGCCGGUGAGGUCGACGACGAAGACCUGGGUAAUUGGUAUGAAGAGUCCGAUGUGUUUGCCCUCUUUUCCCAGUACGAGGCCUUUGGACUGGUCUAUUUCGAGGCCAUGCUGGUCGGGCUUCCGGUGUUGACCCACGAAGUGGGAGCCAAUCGGGAGUUACUUACCCAGGGUGCGAGAGUGGUUCCCCGGUUUGACAAGGAAGCCGCAGUUUCAGAGUUGGUCCGCCUGGUCAACGACGAGGAACACAGGCGUCAACUCUCUGAAGAAGCUCAGGAGUAUGCCCUGAAGGAAUUUACCUGGUCGGUGGUGGCCGACAAGUACCUGGCAGUUUACCGGGGCGAUGAAGCGGGAGGCAGCUAA
Geodia barretti is the source of this 447-nucleotide messenger RNA. NCBI's taxonomy places the organism in Eukaryota, Metazoa, Porifera, Demospongiae, Tetractinellida, Geodiidae. The record is from the annotation of a GenBank genome assembly.